Messenger RNA from Clarias gariepinus (North African catfish), 2368 nucleotides. It is a transcript of the gene ccdc69, whose product is annotated as coiled-coil domain containing 69. Gene Ontology annotation, cellular component: nucleus; cytoplasm. The transcript has 9 exons. NCBI's taxonomy places the organism in Eukaryota, Metazoa, Chordata, Actinopteri, Siluriformes, Clariidae. The record is from RefSeq and is a predicted model, not a curated record. Bases 231 to 1175 code for a protein of 314 amino acids. Gene Ontology annotation, molecular function: microtubule binding.
GCUGCACUUUAUGAGGCUACUUCCGGUCGUGCUGGUGUUUUGUUAAUCUAAUGCUGGUUAUUAAAGUGUUGCGCGUCGCCGCCCCGCGCGUGCACUGUUGAGUGGGGAGGUGAGCUCGUGCAGCUGCACUCUUGUGAACGCGAGGUUAGUUAGUUAGGUACUCGGGCAGCUUUCUGUCUCUCUCUCUCUCUCUCUGGCCUCUUUCAAAGCACAGAGGCGGCAGGAAAGGCAUGGGCUGUCACAAUAGCAAGGUGUGUGUCCACGUCCGCCGUAAAAAGAAAAAACAAGCAAAGAAUGAAACCCCUCUAAAGGAGAUCAACAGCGCUCAUGAUGGAAGUGGAAAGUGCCCAUCUGAGGAGAAGGACUCUGGUCCAGUGUCACAGCUGGAAAAGUAUGAGUGGCAGCUGAAAAUCUUGGCAGAGGUCCUAGCAGCCUCAGGAAGUGAAGAGCGAGAUCAGCUCCUGAAGAAUCAUCAGCAUGGUGAUAUCUGCUUGCUAGUGCACACUAUCACAGAGAUGGUAAAGUCUGAGACAGCUGCUGAGCUUGGUGCUGUUCAUGAGAACCAGAUGAAGAGUUGUGCAGAACAGCACCAGAGAGAAGUGGAAGAGAUGAAAAACCUUCACAAUGAAGUGAAGAACACUUUGCAGGAAACGCACAAAGAAGUUGAAAGUGCUCUGAAGGAGCAGAUUGAGCAGCUGACAGCGGACUUGAAGCUGUUCACAGAGUUAAAGCAGCGAGUAAAGGAGUCUACAUUAAAAAGAGACCUUCACAGGAACAUAGAAACUCAUGGUAGCCCGGGUGAAUUCUGGGAGCAGGAACAGGAGAGUCUGCUGAUUGUCAUAGAGAUGAAGAGCGAGCGUUUACAGGAGCAGGGAAACAAGCUGCGGCAGAUGGAGGCCCUGGUUGAAAAGAAUCUGGCUUUGGAGGACCAGGUCGGGCAGGUUCUCCAGCAGAAUGAAGACCUCAGAGUUCGAAUAGACAAUUAUCAAACACUCAUUCACCAACUGUCUAAGGAGCAGAAUGAGCUGCAGGAGGUGCUGGAGAAGCAAACAAUACAAAGCCAGAAACUCAGUCAGGAGAAGGAGGAGUUGCUUUUUAAGCUCCUCCACAAACAGGACUCCUGCUCAUCUUUUCACAUACCUGCUGUGGUUCCUACAGAUGUUUCCACAAGCUGACCUGGUCUCAGCUCUACCAUCUCCCACACUGGACUUAACUGACCUCACCCUAGUGUGUUAUAACUUUUAGAGUUAAGCAAACUGUGCCUCUUUUUUUUUGCCUGCUGCUGCUGUUUUUUUUUUUGUUUUUUUUUCUUCCAAAUAUCCAUUUUAAGGAAACUGUGGUUUUCAUGCUAUGUUGAAAGUGACUUAUUACAUGAGUUUUGCAUACUCAACCACUGUAUCAAAGUUUGUUUAAUCUGACAGAUUUUUCUGUAUUUUAGUCAGUUUUUAUUUUUUUAAUGUUGGUACCAGUAAUAUGUUUAAUUUUGGAGUACCAAAUUUAUAUUGUGUAUAUAUGUAUUAUGUCAUUGUAUAUAUGGGGUUUGCUGUGGAAUUUAAAACAUCACGUUUUCCCAACACACCUGUCCCACCUGCUUGAUGGUUAGUCAGAUGGGGUGUAUUGGUGAUAGUAAAAACUCCAUUGUGCAGGGCUGAAGGUUUUGAGGCAGUGAUGUGAAAACUGAUGCUUUGUGAUGUUACUGGAAAAAGGUAUGUUAUGUACGUUGUUAUGCUUAGCAUUUAUGUACUGGUUGUUCCAGGAAACUGACAUCAGAUUUUUUUUAUUAUUAUUAUUUUUGUUCCCCUCCCCCAUGCUCCUUUUUCUCUUCUUGCCUUACAAAAGCCAAAGCACUUGUUACAUAUUUUAAAGCAUUAUUUUUCUUCCCUCUUGCAUUUCAGAUGCACUGGCACUUUUACAACAGUAUUCAUGUACAUGUAUGUAUUUGUAUAAGGAAGAUUGAGGGCUUUUGUAAAUAGCUGGCACAUGUAAGACCAGUUUGUUUGCAUGUUUAGACUUUGACAAUGUCAUUAGUGUACAUUCUGAGAACAUUGAUCUUUUGUUAGAUGAAAUACGACUAACUAGUGAAUCACUGUUCUUUUGGGUUUGUUGGCAAAUACAAGAUUCUCAGCAAGGAGACAAAUCUAACUUUACAAGAGGUGUAAGCAGUGUUGGAUAUAAGCUAAACGAUCACUGCUUUGGAUUUGUUUCCAGUGUUUCUCAGUGAAGGUGUACUUAUUGUCCAGUCUUUCUUUUUUUUCCCUUCUUUCUUUUGUCCAUAUGGCCCAUUUUCAUGUUCUGUUGUUUGUUUACCUCUACACAAGUGCCUUUAUGCCUUUCUCACAAAGAUAGGCUCAAUAAAAGCUGCAUCUGA